Periophthalmus magnuspinnatus is the source of this 2440-nucleotide messenger RNA. Its product is annotated as double C2-like domain-containing protein alpha. The transcript is spliced from 11 exons. Bases 283 to 1596 code for a protein of 437 amino acids. The record is from RefSeq and is a predicted model, not a curated record. Lineage: Eukaryota; Metazoa; Chordata; Actinopteri; Gobiiformes; Gobiidae.
GGUAUAACUGCUAUUCCCUGCUCCUCCUCCCGCUGUCUGCCCUCUGCUCCCCCGUUUUCAUCUCCUCUUGAACUACCCGAGCAUUUAAUUUUUAAUGAUAACGCGCGGAGCUGCAUCGUUUUGUGCUUGCUCCUGCGCUCUCACUCUCUCUCCUCCCCCCAUCCUCUCCACUCUGCGCUUGUCCGUGCGUCCGCCACCUGUUAGUUAGUCUGGCUCUUCAAUCCACGCUGGAAACCACUUUUAUAUGAGGAGUUUCAACCGUAGCUGCCAGCACUUAGCCCUAUGACUGUGCGCAAAGGAAAGUCCUUGGCCAUCUCCAUCCAGGAGCACAUGGCCAUUGAUGUCUGCCCAGGCCCCAUCCGCCCAAUCCGGCAGAUCUCUGCCUAUUUUCCCCGGCUGUCGCCCACUUCCUCCUUUUCAGAGCCUCUGUCACCCAGUCAUGGUGCUGCGCCCGCAAAUCUGAGCCCGGGCUGCACUGGGGGGCAUGGGGGCGUGGCCUCAGGAACAGGAGGCGGGACCAGUGGGGGUCUGCUGUCUCCUCUGUUACCGGGGGCAGCAGGAGGCGGAGGCUCACUGUCCGCCAUGAGCAGCAUGGACACCUCCAUUGAGAUCGACAGCUGUGACAGCGAUGAUAACACUUCCUUGGGGACACUUGAGUUUGACCUGCUAUACGAAAGUGCAACCAGCUCAUUACACUGCACAGUAUUGAAAGCAAAGGGUCUGAAGCCCAUGGAUUUUAAUGGUUUAGCUGAUCCUUACGUCAAGCUGCAUCUGCUGCCGGGAGCCUGCAAGGCCAAUAAACUGAAAACAAAGAUUGUCCGCAACACUCUGAACCCAGUCUGGAACGAGACGUUGACCUACUGUGGGAUCACGGAGGAAGACAUGUAUCGCAAAACACUAAGGGUGUCUGUGUGUGACGAAGACAAGCUGACACAUAAUGAGUUCAUUGGGGAGUCGAGGGUGGCCCUGCGCCGCGUGAAGCCUGACCAGACCAAACACUUUAACAUCUGUCUGGAGCAUCCCCCUCCUCUGCCUUCACCAACUGCCAUGAGCUCUGCGCUGCGAGGGAUCUCCUGCUACUUGAGAGAGUGGGAGACAGAGCAGCAGAGAAGUUUGGAGGAGAGAGGGCGUCUUUUACUCUGCCUGCAGUACCUUCCCCCGGCCACAGAGAGUGACACAAAAGGAGACAGGGCUCGUGGAGGGCUGUGUGUUGGGGUCAAGCGCUGUGCACACCUUGCGGCGAUGGACGUCAAUGGCUUUUCAGAUCCCUAUGUAAAAACGUAUCUCAAGCCAGACGUGCAUAAGAAAUCCAAGCACAAAACAGCAGUGAUAAAAAAGACCCUGAACCCGGAGUUUAAUGAGGAGUUCUUCUAUGAAAUAUCCUUCUCGGAGUUGGCCACAAAAACACUGGAGGUCACAGUAUGGGACUAUGACCUCGGAAAGUCCAAUGAUUUCAUAGGUGGUGUAUCCUUAGGGUGCCACUCACAGGGCGAGGCUCUGCAGCACUGGAUAGACUGUCUGAAGAACAAGGGCAAGAAGGUGGAGCGAUGGCACACACUGACCAAUGAGCUGCCUGGAUCCACAACGCAGGAAUGAACUCUGGCCUUUCGGUUUCUGUUCUGACCCCUAACCUUUGACCUUGGGGAGGGCACUUGAGACCAGAGACAUUUCCAUCGCAUGCUCGGAGGACUGUAUGCAUGACUUAAAGGGUUUUCAGAUCCUGCCUACUUUGUGUCAGACAAGCGUUGAAGACAGCAUCGCACUGAGGGCACAUUUGCAGAUCAAAUGAAUUGUCAGUACUAGAACAGCACCAGACCUUUUGAUAUGAUAUUCAUAGAAACGUGACGUCUACAGCUAAUUCAAGCAUUCUCUGUACUUUUGCAAACACAGCCGACAACAAGAAAAAUUGAAAUAGCCAACCCCAAAAUUACAUUACAUAAUUCUGUCAAGUCUCUAUAUGAAAUGUGGUGGUUAUCAUUAAAUCGAUCUAUUUUGUUCAUUCAACUGCAUUUUGACACUCACCUGUCUGCAGCACACAUACCUCUCCUUUGCAAUAAUAUUUUGCCUAAUGCUUCCAGAUAAUUCAAGUGGUCUUAACACUGUUUUGUAUGUAAAAAUCAGAUUACACUUUCAGGCACAACCACAUCAUGACAAUUGGAUCCUCAGUGUUAAUGCUUUGUGUUUUUUGCAUGUUUGUUGUUGACUGAGGAGAGUCCAAAAAAUCAAAUUUUGGAUGAGAUGUUAUCAUUGUGCUUUCCCUGUUUACUUCAAGUGUGUUUGUAGAUGACAUUGCAGCAUUUGUAAAGAAAUGAAAGCCUUUUAUAACUGACAACUUAAUACUGAAAUGUUUGUUGAUACGUGUAACAUUUUUGUGGCUUUAAGAGGGGACACAGGACAUGAUGAUUUUGAAUGGUACAAAGACAACAUUGCUACUGCACUG